AUGUCUAAGGCCAGGGCAUCCACUCAGGAACCCUCCAAGUCAACUGGAGGAGAAGAUGCUGCUGAGGAAAAGAAGAAGAGGGAGAGAAAAAGGGGAAGAUGGUGCAAGAAGGUAGACCCCAUGGCUGAAUUUGAGAAGCAUUCUUCUGAUGAAGAUGAUGAAGAAGAGGAUAAUGCUCCAGUACCCAAAGCUCAGAAGCUUAUGGGAGAUGCUAUUAAGUCAGGGGUUGCUCCAUCAAAGCCCAAGUCUGCUCCCAAAGCUCAAGCUCAGAAACCCCCAAAGCCCAAGAGGAACACCAGGAGCAUUCCUGCAGAAGAGAAGAAUAAGGCCCCAAUGCCUCAAGCUGAAGAAGAGGAUGAUGAGUUGGUUGCUUGA
Aegilops tauschii subsp. strangulata is the source of this 375-nucleotide messenger RNA. Lineage: Eukaryota; Viridiplantae; Streptophyta; Magnoliopsida; Poales; Poaceae. The record is from RefSeq and is a predicted model, not a curated record.